UCACUUCCUGUUCCACAUUCAAUGACACUUCCUACACUAGAAAACGAACAAGAAAAUUUAACUAUAGAAAAAACAACAGAGGGCAGGGAUACGGUUGAGCCCAGAAACGCUACUGAUCCAGACGAACCUGCAGGACUCACGAACAGCGUUACAGGCCGUCAUGUAGCGCCGGAAUCCCUGCAGGACUCUGAUCCUAAAACAUCCGCGUUUCCGGAUGAGCUCCCUAAUCCCUGCCCUCCAUCUGGGGCAAAAGUAACACACCUAAAGGAUUCUAUGAAACGUUGUUCCGAUUCUUUACCACUAGAGGGCGGUCCAACACCACCGAAAAAGGGACAUCUCAGCACUGAUAGUUUACAUAGUGAGAUAAAAACUGCUCCAUCAACAAACCCAGAAAGGACAAAAGGCCAGAACAAUAAAAGAGUGUGGAAUUUCAUCAAUGAAGAUGGUUAUGUAACCUAUACUAAUAAGUCUGAUAAAGAGGUUUUAGAUUUAAUUAAAAAUAAUUUUAAUAAACCAUUACGUGAUAGAAAACAUUUAGCAGAUAAGUUUUUGCAAAUGCUUAAAAACCAAACAAAGUCUUUAAUGGAAAACAAAUAUAAUCAACAAGCAUUUGCUAUUUUAAAAAAUAAUAAUAAUAAUGAACAACGUGAUUUAAUUACUGAAACAAAUGAAGAAGAAUGUAUGAAUAAUGAGAUUGAAUUAAUCGGUCCAUUUGUUCCAAAGGGUAAAAAACACAGUGAGGACUUUUUAAUCAAACAACUUAAAGAAAGGAAUAAUUUUUCUGAAGUUUGGAUAUACACAACAAAUAGUCCUUGUUUAGGUAGAAUAUCUCAUUCCCUCCAGUUUCAUCUUCCCUGUUUGUAUAAUUUAAUCAAUUUAGCAAUAAAUCAUAACAUUAAAAUGUACAUCGGUUUCUCAAAAUAUUAUAUCUUUAUCAAAAACAUGUAUGAAUUUAUUCAAAAUCUGGAAGAUGAUGGACUGAGAAACUGGAAUCCUGACCAUAAAUUUCAGGUUAAAUUCACUAUUACAGAAUUCAAAUUUAACUGUAAAGCAGCCAGUAAUAUAAUAAAGAACAUUGUUUCUGAAUGUUCAGACUUAGAAAUGACAUACAGGAAGUGGCAUCAGAAAGGAUCGGAAACAUCAGUAGAGUUUGAGUCCACACUGAGAAAAGAGAUGAUGGAGAGCUCUGAUGAAGAGUUCAAUAAGAUUACAAAGGAGUAUAAGAUAUGGUGGGAUCUAAGUGUAGAUGAAAAUCUAAACAGACACAUAGUUCCAUCCAUUUUUGAACACAUCCAGGGCCUUUAUCCUAAUCUGGAGUUUUUCCAGGUUGAUUUGGAGCAAUGCUUGAAUUUGGCUAAUGAGGAAUAAUUGGAAUAUAAUUGAAAUAAAUCUCGCUAAUGCUAA
Tachysurus fulvidraco (yellow catfish) is the source of this 1404-nucleotide messenger RNA. RefSeq lists its product as uncharacterized. The record is from RefSeq and is a predicted model, not a curated record. NCBI's taxonomy places the organism in Eukaryota, Metazoa, Chordata, Actinopteri, Siluriformes, Bagridae. The coding region runs from base 22 to 1368 and encodes 448 amino acids. The transcript is spliced from 4 exons.